This is a messenger RNA of Fusarium sp. VM40, 507 nucleotides long. The record is from the annotation of a GenBank genome assembly. Lineage: Eukaryota; Fungi; Ascomycota; Sordariomycetes; Hypocreales; Nectriaceae.
AUGUUCCGAACAACCGCCCAAAUACAGCACAAAUCACCCAUCCCGUCAGGUACAACAGCUUCCAAAGCAAUUGAGAUGCUACACGAUCAUGUCUUUUUCUUACAAUCCAAUCCAUACAUGGUCAAGCAUGAAGCCUUGCCAGUUCAUAAGCCCGCUCCCUCAUGCCCCGACACGCUCAAAGACAAGCCCAUUGCACCACCAGACUGUUAUACUGUCACAGAUAGAAUACACGCUUUGCCCGCCGGAAUCUGGGACUCUGACGUGAUCAGCACCUAUGAGUUCUUAGACAUUGAAAGGGGUGUCUUUGUGAGGACACGGGGGCCAAUGGGGCUAGUGCUCGAGACUUUGUGGCAGAUUGAAGAAGCUGCUGAUGGAAGCUUGGAGAUUGCGGAGAACGUCGAAAUCUCAUGCUCCAGGUUGAUGAUCGGUAUGAUCAAAAGCUCAUGCGAGUCUGGAUGGAAAGGGGUCCAUGGAAAGAUGCUCGACAGACUGAGCGAGUCCUCAUAG